GCAGUCCUUGUUUUGAAAUCCCCUUCGUUGUGCUGGUAUUUGAGUUUAUUUGUCUUGUUGUCUUAUCGGCUCUCUGCCUACCGCUUAGGUUAGUAUUACUGAUCCCCGUCGACUUACUGUCACGGACCCAUUGUGUUAUUCCCUCUUUUCAGCGAUCACGUGUAUUUUUGUCUGUAUUUAAUAAACCCUUCAACGCCUCCCUCCGUUGUUUUCUGCUUUGAGGAACAACCUUGUUUCCGCAGUUGCGAUCAGCAACAAAAUAAACCACACAUUUCCAAAGACUCUCUUCCUGGACUCUACGAUCCAGUAGCAAUUUAAUUUUGUUGUGUUUUCAGUUUAAUUGAGCUAUUUCCAGCUUGCUAUGUUGAUAAGUGCGAUGUUUGUUUACCGCGUUUCGUCUUAAUGCGAAGAAAGCGGAAGUGACGAUCGGCCCACCACGAUAUUUACGUCAUCAGCCAUCGCUCUGUGACACGGGAAUUUAAUGCUUGCUUUCACAUAAGCUUCAUCUCAAGACUUUCAUGGGAAUUAGACUAAGACGCGACCAGUGAAAUGUCCGCGUAAUCUCUGUGUCAGUUCACCCAGGAAAUUGUGUUCACAUACAAGGGCUGCACGUUUAAAUCCCGCGAUUCUCGCGGCGUUUCGGCAUGUGUGAAAGGGGCUUUUGGCUGCCAUUGACAGCACUAGAGGAGCAGUUCUUCUUGACUCGUUCAUUUGAUCCUCCCAGUCAAAAUGAAUUGGAUGUCGAGUGCUGUUAAUGGUACUCAAACAUGAGCAUUCAAAGUCAGUUGUCCCAGUACAUUAAUUUUUUUAUGAAAAUGUCGCAAUAACAUGUUGCUGUAUUUAGUUACAGAAAUAAUGCACUGGAAUAUUUUUAUAGUCUGUGAGAAAGACCCACAUUUUUGACAGAUUGUCCUUGACAGUGUAAUAAAAUGGACUUCGUAUAUUUAUUCAUUUAGAAAUAGCUUGUUAAUGUCUUUAAUUGUUGAGUCAUAGGAUAUUGUAGAUUGACUUCCAGACCCACAUUUCAAUAAUUGUUGAACCACCAUAUUGUGAGAUAAUCGUUUAGCUUUGACACAUAUUGUGAGUUUCAUCAACUACACAGCGGCACCUUACCUGAUAGGUUGUCCAAAAUCAUAUGAACCAACUCCAGUGGAAGUUUUUGGAAAAAGUUUAUCUCCUCCAUCGUCUGACUGCUGUUCACGACAGUUCCACGACGACGACGACUAUGCGCGUACGUUCCUGGUCUUCCUUUCGCCAUUGUUCACUGUUAAAUGCCAUAUUUUAUUAGCGUAUCAUUGUUUCAGACAUAACUAUAUCUAGCAUUAUUCGGUGACCUCUUUAUUCGUCUGAAGUAGGCGGGGAAAUACUUACAAAUCGAUGCUCGGAUAUUAGCUAGUUCACGAAAUGGCUUAAAUGUGUCAUAUAUUAUGUACUGAAACGAAAACAUCGGUUUAUUUCCACUUAAUUGUUAAUCACACACUGUUUCAACCUACUUGCUUAGCUGUAACACGACUAAGCUUUAUUGUUUGCAAUGAAAAGAAACUCACCAAUUUGUUUAGCUUGUUCCACGAUAGGCUAUAGCGACCCUUGGCAGUGGCGCGAUUUUUAAUAUUGCGUUUAUGGAGCGAUGUUAUGUACUCUCUCUGGUAAAGUCAUCCAAAGUACAACGUUUACCAAAGUAGCUUUACAUGUAUAAAUGACACAUCUGUAACGAAAUGAACUGGUAAACUAGUGGUAAUUGUUGGUCUCGGUUAAUCUUACAGCAGAGAGCUUUUUAAAAGCCUAGUUUGGCUCUACGGAGAAGUGUACAAACUAUAAGACCGUAUUCACAUAAAGCUUUGUGGUUCUUUUAAAAAAAAAAAAAAAAAAAAAAAAAAAAGUAGCUAAAGACACAAACAUUUCAUCACCUUUUUUUAACGUUUUCAAAAAAAUCAUGUGUUUCCAGGAAAAUGUGGGGGGAAAUGGCUUCGACGAUUAUUUUAACGUAUCAAUUUAUAAACAGUUUGAACACUGCCACUUCACGUGAAUAUGGGAAAAGUGAAGAUAUCCCUUCGUGUUUGACAGAAACUUUUGUUUUAGAUUAAAUGCGUAUGCACAUUACUGUAUUAUAUUUACGUUAGGUUCCAUUUAAAAUAUAUUGUCCUGAUUUAUUUAAAAAAAAAAAAAAAAAAAAAAAAAAAAAAAAAACAUGAAUAGGAUAAUAAGUGUAUGUAUAUGUGUCAGGAUGUAUUUUUAUUUGUAUGUACAACUUUUGGCAUUGGUGUCACACUUUGAAAAUCACUGCACCAUAUGAAUAAAUAUUUUGGGACACCUGCCCAUUUCGUUCCAAAAACUGGACCAUUAAAUAGAAAGAAACAUGGAUCAACUUUUUCUCUAACAACUACUGUAAAUCACUUCACUUCAGGGGGAAUAAAAAGCCUAUUGGAAAAUUAUGAAAGAAGGUGUCUGAAAUGGGAUAAAAUAGGCCUACACAUUAGUUGUGUGCGUCUAGGCAUGUACCGGUAUGAAAUUCUGACGGUAUGAUAACCUAAAGCUAAAAUAUCACGGUAUCAUCAUAUUACAAUUACAGCUCUAGAAUAUGUUACUUUGAGAUAUCUGGGUUUUAAAAAAUUCAAUUAAAAAAAAAAAAAAAAAACACCUAUUCCAUUGAACAGGAUUUUUAUUUUUCAAAGCAUAUUCACAAAUUGGAACAUAAGUUUAAUUUUAAAAGGUAACUAAAUAUUCUGAUUAAAAUUAAAAUAAAUGCAGUCCUAGACCCACAGCCACAGCAAAACAUUAUUGCCAUCAGAACAAUAAUAUUUGAAUUAUUUUCCAUAAAAAGCACUUGUGUAUAACUUAUAUCAUGUUUACAUUAUACACACACUCUUUCUCAACACAGACAGUUGCCAGAGAGAAAAAAACACCAUGUUUUACCACCGCUAGACACACUUAAUACACUUGAGUUUACUCUCGUAGCUGGUGGGAAAUGUUCAUGACAGUGUUUACUAAAUUUUAAUUUUGUAUAUAUGUGAAAUCAUAUUAGAGGUAUUGCCUUCUCGGCAGCCAUUCACCACAAACAUGUUUUACAUGUCUUUUGGCCCUCCUCCCCUUAGCCGCGGCCGUCUGUAACUUUUUCUGUAGCUGAAAUUCCCAUACCAGCGGUUUUGUUUUCUUCGAUGAGGGAAAAAAAUUCAGGAGUUUCACCUCCUCCAGACAGCGUUUACCACAGCUGACUCACUGGCACUGAGCAACAACCGGUUGAGGAUUUUUGAGCCUGGCCGCUGCAAGCGAGGGAUUUCCCCAUGCAUUUUGGGACAUAGAAAUUAGCUAAUACCUUAGCGACGGUAUGACAGAAAAUUUGCGAUUUUGAAACCUCUAUGUUUUCAUACCACGGUAUAUUUUGAAACCGGUAUUCGGCACAUGUCUAUGUGAAUCACAGCAGAAAUAAUCUUUUCUUAAUUAAAUAGAAAGACACAAAAUUUCAUUUUUUUAGUGGAAAAAUGUCAUUAAAAGCUAAUAUUUCCCGGAAGUAGGCAAAAUAGCCGUUUUUUGACAUUUUUAAAUGCCAGUAAUAUUUUAGCCAAUCGAAUUCAAGUAUCUCAGGUUGUCCUGUCUACUUAUCAUUAGGAGUGGGAACCUCUUGGUACCUCACGCUACGAUACGAUUUGCGAUACAAAGCUCGCGAUAACGACUAUCUCACGAUAACGACACACAUGGUCACGACAUCAUUCUAGGAUAUUCUACAAAACAACUAUCAAACAGAAAAACAAGCUAUUUUCAUCCUUCCGCUGUAAAUUUAACACUAGUAGAGGCCCAGUCCAGUUGAACUGGAAGGGUGGCAGCGAAUGAACCCUUCCCACUCCAAACGAGUCCCUCCCACUUAUAUUGCCGUCGGUGGCACCUAAUGCCAAGCAACAAGGUACUUUUGGGCCAUUUCAGGUCAUUACCUGUUGAUUUUACAGUCGUUUCCUGUUGAUUUUGGGGCAUUUCAGGGUCACCUCCUGUUGAUUUUGGAUCACAGAACAGGAGGUGACCCAGAAAUUAAUUGGCAGUGACUCAAACUUAUCAGGAAGUGACCUGUAAAUGCCCUAAAACGAACAGAAAGUGACAUGCAAAUGCCCCAAAAAUUCAAAAGAGUGACUGUGAAUGCUCUGGUUUCGAACGAACGAGCUUUCAUUCGCCCUUCCCCAUCUUAAUAGAUUGGGCGUCAAGUGCCGUCAAUGGCAGCCAUAGAGUUAACUUAGUACGUAAACUGAGCACUUAAGAAAUCGGUUCUUUAAAACAGUGACACGUGGACAGUCAGCAAAUCCUUCUAGAUGCUUCGCUGACGAGAACCAAUCAUCGGCCCAAGCUGCUUUCCAUUAUUCCAAACGCGCGCACUACGUGUACAUGGAGUGCUCGGAGAGCCUUUGGUUGCUUUGCAAAGCUGCGAAAAAAAAAGCAGGCCUUAUCCACACCGGGGCAGACCAGAGCGCAGCAUACACACUUGCCUGUAUUUUUCAGCAGAUUGAAUUUGGCCUACUACCCACUGUAGUAUGCAUGGAUAUAACAGAAAAUGGCUUCAAUGGACCCAGGAAACAAAGCACGUCUGAGACAGACACAGAGAAAGGAGAACGAGAGCAACAGAUUGAACAGGUUGUGUGCUUUGCUUACAGAUGGAUGACAAAGAGCAGCUAUGUUCUUAACGGGAGACAAGAGCGCAGAUUCUGCUUUUAAUGACAGUGCGGGGCCGACGUCAAAGCCAAAGCAUCGAUUGUUUCUCGACCAAAUGCACAAUCUUCAUUCCUGUGACCACAGGUUUAUCUCUCAUACUAAUAUUACCACGAGGCCGGUAUUCAGUUACAGAUGCAGACACCUGCCAGUCAGUGGAGACUGAUGCCAGAAUAGUUUUAGCUCCUUCACUUCACACUAAAGGAAUGGCUGGGAGUCCGUGACAAAAUGUAAGCUCUCUGGAAUUGACUGCUUCUGCGGGGAGUGCCCUUCGCUUGAAGAAUAAACCAAAUCUGCAGCCUGAGGGACUCGAGAAUGCAUCUGUUGUUGAAGCUCGGGAGUCUUUCCAAGUGAAUGAAACAUGGCCAGCUCUGCUGUUCAGCUCCUUGGUUUUAUAUUGAGCCUGCUUGGGUUUGUGGGAACUUUAGCUGCCACUCUACUCCCACACUGGCGAACAUCAACCUAUGUUGGCUCAAACAUUAUCACAGCAACAGCCUAUAUGAAAGGUCUGUGGAUGGAGUGUGUGUGGCACAGCACAGGUAUUUAUCAGUGUGAGGUGUACAGAUCUUUACUGGCGCUGCCGCAGGAUAUGCAGGCCGCACGUGCACUUAUGGUGCUCUCCUGCGUCUCCUCCACCCUGGCAAUUGUGGCUUCUGUGAUGGGGAUGAAGUGCACCUACUUUGCUCAAGGCUCAUUAAUUAAGUCUCCACUCGUGAUGAGUGGAGGGAUAUGUUUUCUCUGUGCCGGAUUACUCUGCUUGACCACUGUGUCCUGGACCACCAAUGACGUGAUCAUAGAUUUCUAUGACCCCUUACUUCCAAGUGGCAUGAAAUACGAAAUUGGCCUGGCGGUGUAUCUCGGUUACGCGUCAGCCUGCCUCAGCCUGUGUGGGGGAGUGGUACUGAUCUGGAGCAGCAGCGGUGAACGGUCACCGAGGUUUCCCCAAAGGCAGAUGAGUCAGCCAACAUCCCCUCCUCCUUAUAACAACAAUUUCACUCCAGCACCCCCUUACAAUCCUGCAGAGGCACUAAAGGACAAUCGCGCACCGUCACUUUUCUCAGUCUCCAGCAGUGGUUACAGACUUAAUAAUUAUGUCUAAUGUCUGUGGUGAUGCUUGCUUGCGAUCAGCACACCUAAGCAUAGAAUAGAACUAAAAAAAAAAUGCCAAAAAAUGUCAAGUGAACUUGUCCAAUCACACAGACACUCAAUGCAAUGUGGCUAAAGUACCACUAGAUGGCGACAUUUAUCAGUGAAUAGAAACUAAUGACAACCUGGAUAUUUGUAAUACACACUAAAUUGUUCUCUUCUUAUAUUAUAACAAGUAUUCGCAUUCAAAAAAUGACAAUGCACAUACAUCCUGAAUGUAAUGUCUAUUAGAGGAAUGCAUCAGAAACACUAUAAAUCGUUUAUCAUUCACAUCCUUUCCAAACAUGAUUGAUUGCAUUUAUGCAAUUGUUUUAAAAAUAUAUAUGUAAAUUAAUCUGGAUGUUGUGUUCUCCCACAAAGCAUCUAAUUGGCUUCGCACAAGCAAAUUUGUAUGUACUGUAUAAGGAAAAACUCCCAAUUAGAGCCCCAGUGUGAGCCCGUCAACCUGCACAGCAGCUACUGUGCCUGUCAUAACAUUGUAGCAGAUCAGCCAUCACACUUCUAAGCAUAUAUUUCCUUUGAGUGGGUAUUAAUUAACAAUAACUUAUUUUGCAGUUGGGUUUUUAUGUUUGUUGUGUUUUUGUUUUUUUAUCCAAAAUAAGUGGUCUUGGUGCCUGUUUUUGCCCAUCAAUGAUUGAUUGAUUGUAUUAACGGUCUUAAUCAAAAUUAGGCACUAUCUGUUGUAAGAGUUACGGUAUCAUCCUGGCAAAUUUGUUUCAGAUGUUUUCUAUACUAAUUCUUGAACUAAACUAGAUUACCAAACAAUUUACAAAGGUAAGUCUCCCCAACUACCCACUAAUUUGAUUUAA
This is a messenger RNA of Corythoichthys intestinalis (scribbled pipefish), 6644 nucleotides long. RefSeq names its product claudin-14-like. The transcript is spliced from 7 exons. Gene Ontology annotation, molecular function: structural molecule activity. The record is from RefSeq and is a predicted model, not a curated record. Lineage: Eukaryota; Metazoa; Chordata; Actinopteri; Syngnathiformes; Syngnathidae. Gene Ontology annotation, cellular component: plasma membrane; bicellular tight junction. Gene Ontology annotation, biological process: cell adhesion; bicellular tight junction assembly. The coding region runs from base 5051 to 5788 and encodes 245 amino acids.